UGGUUUAUUUUUGUUGGAAACAUAAUUGUCUGUGGCUAGGAUUUGGAAGUACAUUUUACCCGCCAAACUGCCAGAAAGUGUAAAUGUGGGUGUUACUGCCCUCUUGUGGCGACCUAAUGUAUUUGCUUUUUCACGACACAGAUGAGUUGAGUAAACUUGGAGAUCAGAGACGUUUUCCUUUUUCAGGGUGUUAACACAGUGCAAAUGUGCUGUGCUGUCGUGAGGUCUGAUUUCACACACAAUCGAAUUAAACACUACUUCUCAUGCAACUACAACACAGUGAGACAGAAAGAAAGAAAAAGAAAGGAAAGAAAGAAAUGCACUGGAGGUUUGCCAUGUUGUGUUACUGUAUCUGUUGCUGAUGUUUUGGUCUGCAAAACUACUUUAAGAUAUAAAGAAUACAAUGGUGAAAGAUUAACAAACGUGUCUUAAGACAAACUUUUUUGACAAGAACCCAAACAAUGCAAGACAGGGGGAUACUAUUGAAUUAAGUUCUGCAUACAGAAUUUAGAGUUAAAGGAAUAGUUUGAUAUUCUGGGAAAUAUGCUUAUUUGCUUUCUUGCCGAGUGCUACCGCUCUCAUGUCCGUGUGUUAAGUAACUGGAGCUAAGCUUUGCAUAGACUGGAAGCAGAGGGAUUUUUAGCAUACACCUACUAACACUUCCAAAGCUCACCAAGUGAUCACCAAGUCUGAAAAUGAAUACCUCGGAUUUCUAGUUGGUGGAGAGCAAAACAGAGCGAAAAUUAGAGUGAAUGUUGGACUUACCAGAAGUUAUCGCAGCUUUAACAUGAAUCUUAUUUGUUUAAUCAGUAGUGUAACUAUUUCUUGAUAAACUAAAGUUUGUCCAUCCACCCAGCAUUUCUCUGCAGCGUGUUCUGCUGGUUGCCUGGUUCAUGUUCACAACAAGUCACAGUGCCCGGUUUGCCAAGAAAUAGUUACAGCAUGUAACUCCCCGUAACAAUGGUCUUUUCUUCCAUUGCUGUCUGUGUAUGAAUUAAACAAACAAGAUGCGGCAUGUUAAAUUGUGAGCUUUAGAGGUAUGUUAAGCAUAUUUUUUAACUUUGGACGGAGCAGGGCUAGUUGUGUCCCCCUGCUUCCAAUUUGUAUGUUAAGCUAAUGGCCUUCAUGGAAAUGAGAGUAGUAUUAAUCUUCUUAUCUAACUCUUGAAGAGAAAACUAAUAAGCGUUUCUCCAAAAAUGUUGAACAGUUCCUUCGUUUAAAUAAACAACACAGUUUCAGAAGACGUCCAUGAGAGUGGCAGUUUUUGGUGCUUUGCCGUUACAAAAAUUGGUUAAAGACUUAUUGAUGUUUAUUUACAACAAUUAAGAAGUCUGAUGUUGAGAAAAUUGUUGUUCUACAUUUGAGAAUGACAUUUUCCUAAAAGAAUCCUAAACUGCUCAUGAAGUGACUGAUGUUGCCUUCACCACUAAUCAAUAACAAAUCUAUGAGUUUAAGUUGGAGAAGGCAGCAAUGUUCUCCUAAUAUGGAUCCCCUGAGAUUUAAAAUACCUUUCUUUUUAGUACACAAGUCAAAUGAGUUUCUCAAUAUUUAUUUUUAAGAAAAGGGACAAAUAAGGACAAGUGCAAGUCCUUCCUUUCUUUUCCUCUUCUUCUGUCCAAAUCCAGUUAGCUAAAAUUUGCUUUUCAGCAGUUAUGAGUGUGGUUAGCUCUCAGUGGCCAUCAACCACCUGCAAGGUAACUGUAUGGGAAAAAGUGAUAAGAGCACAGAUGUUCUGUGGUCUCUGUGGACCCCCAAUGACAUCUGAUGUGGAAGAAACUAUAAACUCUAAAGCCAGGGGCCUCUGCAUGGCCUUUGAAAAAUCAAAAACAGCCUAAUAACCAAGACUACAGCAACAUAAGUAUAUGUAUGUAGACCAGUUGACUAACCGGUGACCUCUCAGAUUAUAAAGAAUUUUUGAUUAAAAAAAACCCAACAAGAAACAGUAAGAAAAAUCUAACACAGGAGGACACUGCUCCCCUAUAGGAAAGUGUCAUGGUCUUGUCCACCCUGCGAAACUGUCCAAAUGGAUUAGAGGGUUACAUAUUGUUGGUAAUAGCUCAGGCAAAAGCACUCAAAGACAUUAGGUUGUGAUAAAAAUGUGGGCCUUCUUGGUGCUCACUCUUGCCCUCGCUGUUAGGGCAUCAGACACUAACAACGACACAGUGAUGGAAGAAAAGCUUGUUAUAGCCAGAGGUAAACUGAUGGCCCCCAGUGUCGUCGGAUGAGGCAUAAAGAAAAUGCCGGAGCUCCAUCAUUUUCUCAUGGAGCGCUUAGCUUUAUACCACAACUUGGAAUAUGAUUCAUCGGAGGAGAAGAAUCCACGUCUGAUAUUCUAUAACGAAAAGGACGAGGUUGUAAAGACUGUUCCCGUGAAGAAAAUGAAGGCAGACGAGAUCAGCAGCCUGUUAGACUCACUUGGUUUCUUCAAGAGGUCCCAAAAAGGGGAAGAGGUGCCAGAGGAGUUCCAGCAUUUCCCCCUGCGCGCCCCCAGGGAUGAGCUGUGACGACACCUUGUGGCCAAACUCUGCUGCUGCACCCCAGCCACAUUAAUGAUGAGUGGGGCCCAAAGGCGAAAACGAUAAGCCAGACACCAUUCUGAGGACUUGCUGGCCGGGUGUGGUGUGCAGUGUGUUAGUCAUUGCUGUGUCACUCUGUUUAAUUUUGCUGAAUUUAAAUGAAAAGGCUAUAACACCACAAUAAAUGAUUGAGUGGGUCAAUGAG
Molecule: messenger RNA, 2721 nt
Organism: Siniperca chuatsi (mandarin fish)
Lineage: Eukaryota; Metazoa; Chordata; Actinopteri; Centrarchiformes; Sinipercidae
Gene: selenoe
Product: selenoprotein e
Exons: 4
Source: RefSeq, a predicted model, not a curated record